AUGAUGGUUCCCCCUCUGGAAGAGGAUCAAGUAGUGCCCCAUCCAGCAAACUAUGAGGACACACAUUCCUUGACAGUCCUAACACUACUCACACCCUUGGUUUUGAAGAAGGAGCUGAUAGAGGAUGAUGACAUUGAGGAGGUUAACGGAGCCGUGGAUUCAGAGGCCUUUGAGCCCUCUGGAGAUGAUACUACCAGCGAGGAGUCAGAGCAUGUGAGCUCUGAUUAUGAACUAAAAGAUGUUGGGUACACUGCUACAUCAUCCUUGGAGGUCUUGUCAUCACUACCACCACCAUCCCAUGGGUUUUUCAGGCUACACAUCAUAUGA
This is a messenger RNA of Lactuca saligna, 327 nucleotides long. Lineage: Eukaryota; Viridiplantae; Streptophyta; Magnoliopsida; Asterales; Asteraceae. The record is from the annotation of a GenBank genome assembly.